This is a messenger RNA of Dama dama (fallow deer), 7593 nucleotides long. RefSeq names its product ER membrane associated RNA degradation (gene ERMARD). The transcript is spliced from 18 exons. Lineage: Eukaryota; Metazoa; Chordata; Mammalia; Artiodactyla; Cervidae. The record is from RefSeq and is a predicted model, not a curated record. The coding region runs from base 451 to 2487 and encodes 678 amino acids.
GCGUCAUCCCUCGGCGCCGCGGCCGGGAGCCGGAAGUCAUGGAGGAAGAGUCCAGGUAGCGGCAGUCCCAGAGAGCACCUGAGUUCGUCCAUCAGGCUGCGACGCGGGAAGCAUCGUCUUGACUGCAGCCGGUGCCGCGGCUGAGGAGGGCGGGCCGUGUCCGUCCAAGUGGGCGUCUGCUGGACUCCCUUCCGCCCUCGUGCCCUCUGGUGUCGCCCACCCCGCGUUCGGGGGCGCAGGUCCCGGCUGAAGUCUGCGAGGACGUGGCGUGGGGCCCGAGCCUGCGCCCUGCGCGCGCGGGCGGAGGGGGAGCUCUGCCGCCGCGACCGCCAAGUCCAGGAGCUGUUCCCGGGACCGCGGACGGGCACGCGCAGCGCACCGUGGCUUUUAGCCUUUGUUCUGACUGCCCUUCGUCCUUAAAGGAAGUGUCCUCUACGUGGUCCCUUAGCGAUGUGGGAAAUAUUAAUUGGGGAGCCAGUUGCCACCUGUCUUUCUCCUUCGGUGUAUGACAUGAUCUGUAAACUUGGGUUUGAAGUCAGAGAAAAUUGCGACAUCAGUAGUAUUGUAACUCAAAAUGGUGACGUAUGCUGGAAGAAAAUUACAGACUGCAUGGUUUAUACAGAAUCAGCCCAGGAUCUGGACCACCGGGAAAGCGUGCGGCUGCUGGGCCCCGUGUGCCAGGCCGUCCACCUGCAUCUGUCGUCUCUGCCCGAGGGGCAGUUUGAAAUGCGAUACGCACCGGCGCUCCAGUGGACAGGUGUUCCAGAGUUAUUUCCUGAAAUACUUGAUGCCUUGAGAAGUCUUGAAUCCCCCAGUAUUUCUCUCGGCCUCAUGAAGCUCACGUCAUGUCUGGAGCGAGCCCUGGGUGAUGUAUAUUUACUGAUUGGGAAGGACUGCCCCUUUCUUUUAAGAGAUCUGCUCGCAUCUGAGGAACUUGCUCAAGUCUUCGGGCAGCCUGUGAUGGACGUGCUCAAGGUCUUCGUGGGCUCCCCGCGUGGGCUGAACCUCCGCAACGUCCUGUGGCACGGCUUCGCGGCCCCGCAGGAGGUCCCGCCCGAAUACUGCUCAAUGUUGGUGUUGUUGACAGUAGGAUUGGGUCAACUACUGAAGGGUUACCUUCAACAGACUAACUUCACGUUGGCACAUCGACCUUUUGUAACUCUUAGGAGCAUAGAGGAUUUGAUCAUUUUUCCUGAUGUUACGACUGAGGUGCUUUCAGUAUUAGAAGAAGUGAUGAAGAAGUCCACUUUUAUACUGAAAGUCAUGUUGCCAUAUUGGGAAGUUGCAUUAACCAAGUUAAAGUCUCACAGGUUUGCUGACUGUGCCAUAUUGUUGUUGGUGCAGCUAGAGACUGGACUUAGGAAGGUUUUUGCUGAAGUUAACGAAUGUCCAAAGAGACUUCUAACUGCUGAGUCAACAGCUCUUUAUACUACCUUCGAUGAAAUAUUGGCAAAACACUUGAAUGAUGGUAAAAUCAACCAACUUCCUGUUUUCCUGGGAGAGCCUGCAAUGGAAUUUCUCUGGGAUUUCCUAAACCAUCAGGAGGGUCCCCGUCUAAGAGAUCGGUUAAGCCAUGGGGAAGUCAGUUUACCUGAAUUUCCGAAAGCAGCAGCCAGUCAGCUGCUUGCAUUUUCCUUUGUCCUUUUACUCAGAUUUAUUGAUGAAGAUCUGUUAUCAGUGUUCAAGGAAAAAGCCGCGGUGAGGUCAUUGAUUAACCUUGCAGUAGCCUACGUUUCUCGCUGCCACCCAGCUUCUCAGCUUAAAAAACAGGUGCUGAGCUGUGGGGGGAGCAUUGGAGCUUGGCCUCUGCUGCCUUUGCCCGAAGAAGCCGAAAGGGAGGCUGUGCGAUCAGAAGGUGAUUCUGAAACAGACGCCUGCAGCUCUUUAACCACAGAAAUCGUGGCUGAGCUGUGUUGCCAUGUGCCUGAGACACACCGCACUGCCCACCUCUCUGGGCCCCUUCCUCCUGAGGAGUGGCCCCGGCUGCUCCAUGCGCUCUGCAGCAUCCCCGUGCGGACCCUCUUCUGCCCCCGAGCUGUCUUGGAGGUGCUGGCUGUGCUCCGGAGGGUCAGCAGCCACUGUCGCCGCGUUUGUGACCAGGUAGCCGCGUGCGUGGAGCUGAGGCGCCGGCAGUGGGAGGACCGAAGCCUGCGCUCACGGCAGAGGCGGAACUACCUGCGUCUGGUUCGCAGUAUGAAGCUUCUGUCUCCGAUGCUUUACCUGAUUUUAUUGCUGAUUGCGUUAGAAUUGAUCAACAUUCACAUGGUUCUUGGGAAGAAUGCUUCCGAAUACCAGCAGUACCUGAGGUUCUUAAAGUGUGUCUUGCAGUACACAGAGAACCUGGCAGCUUACACCAGCCAAGACAAGAACAAGUGGGACGAAGCUGUCCAUCUCACACACGCGGCCUUGUUGAAGAUUUGGACUUUUACUGAGAAAAAACAGAUGUUAACACAUUUAGCCAAGAAAUCCACAAGUAAAGUUAUCUGAUAAGUCAGGAUGCCUCGGGCUCUGUCAGAGACCCGACCAACCAUGUGGACUUCAUAGCCUGUGAAUUGAGGAUCCAAGGACCAGGUGAGUGUCCAAGGGCGUAGCAUCUGAGGGCAGGUGGGUUCGGGACUCUGAUCCAUCAGGGCCCCAAGCCUCCUGCCCUUCAGUUCUCCAGUCGCCUUCCGGCUGCUGGUGUGAGCCUCAGGUGGAUCCCUGGGAAGCAGUGGCCGCAGCAGUUUGGGGCCUCGUCUCCCAACGUGUCCUGUCCAGAGGAGACUCUUCUCGCUCAGCUGUCACGCAGGCGUGGCUGGCUACAUUUUACUGGCCAUAGCGCAAAUCUUGAAAUGAUGGCUGUGACCAGCACCCUGCCCUGCGUUCACGGGUCAGGCUGGGCGGACGUCCACCCCUGGACCAGCCACUGAAGCAUGGCGGGAGGCAUUGGGCUAGUCACCCCUGUCCUUGGAGCAGAGGGUGAGGUGGAUGGGAUGCAGAUCUCGCUGGAGAGAGGUGGGAAGGCCCUGGGAAAGCCUGCCAGUCAGCCUGUCCCUGGGGGUCCAGGUCUGGCAGGUUAGUGCAGACCCUGGGAGGACAGAGUGAGAUGGGCUGUGGACACCCCCAGGUCAGGCUCGUGGGAAGCCCAGGCAGCCACCGCAGGAGGCUCCUCAUCUGCUCCGGUGGCAGCAGCAAGGCCCGUGGUUCUCCAGGAGCCCCUGCAGGGCUGCCCUGAACCCAGAGUCUGGGUGCACUUGGCUGUGCCCCUCCCCCGCUGGCCACACAGCCUCCUCUGGCCUUGCUGGUGGGUUGGCCUCCCACGAACUGUGUCCUGCCAUGUGCUCCAGCUUCUCUGCCCUCGGAGGUCGAUAGGGAGGCCGCCGUGGGGCGGUGGGGCAGUGUGACCACAGACUUUCCUGGUCCAGCUGUCACUUCUCCAGUUCAACAGCGGCCACCCCUUUGUAACUGAACUUGUGGGUCAAGACGGGGACGCCUUCCGCUUCUGUCUGCCCCCCACACCAUUGCCCGCCCCCCCAGGCUGGACUCAAGUUACAAUUAUGGUUUGGAGGAGGACCACUCGUGACCCUGCUGGUGUUGGCGCUGGAAUGGGGUGGGGGGCAGGGAAGAAGCAGCUGGGGCUGCGUGGUGACCGCGGGACCCGAGGCCGGGCUGGCCGCUGGGCUGAGGAGGCUUCCUGUCUCGUCGCCGCCUCCUCCCUCAGCCACUGGCCUCUGGUCGCGGUCCUCACCUGGUAGGUCGACCCAAACCUCACUCCUCAAAGAGCUUUCCCGCUAGAAACCUCCUAGUUCUGGGAACUAGUUGUCCAUUGCCUUUUACCCCUGGAGAUGGGAAUGCUGAGAGUUUUCCCAAGGCCCCCGCCUGGGCUGCAGCUGUCCCCAGGUGCGUGGGGAGCAGGCCCCCAGUCAUAGCCCUUUGUCCUUUGCUUCCCUGGCAAGGCUGCUGGGAGGGCCUGUCUGUGGCAGAGUUUUCUUGAGAACAGAAGCCUCCAGGCCAGCAGGCAGCCAGUGCACCGCCCCUGGCCAUGGCUCCAGCAGGCCGGAGGUUGCCCCCGCACCUGCCGCCGGGACUGUGGACCUCUCAGCGGGGAUGCAGCUGUGAGCACCGCCGUCCCUGCUGCAUCCUCGAGGGGGUGGAGCGUGUGCCGAGUGGGUGCCGCCCUACUCGCUGAGCACCAGUGGCUGAUGUGAAGGGCUGGGAGGUCUCUGCGUCACCUGAUGCCGGGGGGUGGGGGGUGGCCCUUACCUCUUCCUCACGCCCCCGCACCCCUCCGACCCCCUGUGUCGGCCCCCAGGCUCAUUCCCCUGGGCCCCUGACUGCUGACCUCACUGACCCAGCGCGCUUCCCGUGGGUGUCCCCUCACCACGUGGUCCUUCCUGGCGCUUGACUGGGAGCGGUCCCCGCCCACGCUGUCCUGGGGCCGCCCUGCGGCUGGGCACUGCAGCUCUGCCCUGCAGGUGGUGUCUGUGGACUCUGCAGAAAUCACAGAACUCUUCACGCUUUGGGUAGCCAUUACAAUAGGCACACACGAGGAGGAGUGAGCCUGUGGCUCUGUGACCCCCGCCUCGGAGCGAGCAGAGCCGGCUGCUACGCGGUGGGGGCGUCGGCAGCUGGAGAAGGGGGUUCUCGAGGGGGGCCACCUGAUGAUGGCCGAAGGCUCAGAGGCACCGACUGGCUCCAUCAGGAGGAAACUCGGAGCCCCGGGCAGAGGCGGAAUCCUGGUCUGUGCGGGGUCCCUGGGUCCUGGGGGGCGGGUCCUGGCCUGUGUGGGGUCCGAGAGCAGCAGGGAGCUGGCUCUCACAAGGAUAGGAACUGCGAGGCUUUGCCUGGGAGCCUCGGUCUGUGCUGUGGGCCUGUGUGUGGCUCUACCUGGCUCCCGUGUCCACAUGGAUGCGUGUCCACCAGGCCUGGCGGCACCCAGACCACAGGGUGAGAGCCGCCUUCAUGCCCACCUGCAGGUCUUACUCUGGGUUUCGCGCGAAACCGGCCACUUGGCAGGUGAACCGGUUAGCGGCCCGACAGCCGGGGCCAGUCCUGUAGACGCUGCUUCCAGGACGCAGAGGCCCCCUGGGUGUCUCCUCUGCCCAGGUGGCAGGUGAGGUGCCUGCCUGCCCGUCCCCGGGGAGGGCGUCCGGGUCGCUAGGUGCUCGGUUUACACUGUAGCUUGUGGCCGUCCAUGCUCCAUCAGGCCGUCUCGGCCGCUGUGUUUGCUGCCCGUGUCACACCAUCGACGGUGCCGCGUGGACGAGGGGGCCGCGGGUUCCAGGCUCUGCUGACCCCUGGAGACUGGGCAGAGCCCUCACGAGGCCGUGGAGACAGAAGCAGAGCGCUGCUGUGGGCUCGGCCCAGGCGCCUGGCGGGGUGCCUGCCUGGGGGUGCUGACCGGAGACCCGGGCUGUGACGAUCUGUCCCGAUCUGUCCCGGAGCAGCGUCGCGGUGGGGGUCGUGUCUGAUUACGUCGGUGCGUACAUCGCGUCUGAUUACGUAGGCCCCCGUCCGCGCUUCCCUGCCGCCACCCCUCUGCUCAGCAGGCCGCGUGAGCCCCUGUGGCUCUCAGCGCACUACCGGCUUCAGGGUCGUGGGGAGUUCAUUCUGCCUGCUUCUACUCGCCCUUCCCGCCACGGCCGAGGGCCGGGGGACCCACCGUCCUUCACAGCGAGGUCCAAGUCUGAGCUGGGGCCGGGGCCACAGAAGGGUCGGGUCGCUCUGCUGCGUGUUUGCUCGCAGCCAGGCCCCCAGCCCUUCCACGGAUCGAGGGCGGCCUCAGCGGCGGCCCUGCCUACCUGUCUAAGGGGCAAUGGGACGAGGUAGCCACCAGAGGUCUCUCGGCUGUGUGUCUCUGACCGGCUCUGCCUGCAACCGUCACAGGACCAGGCGGGCGAGCAGGCCCAGAGAGACCCCUGCCUUUGGGCGUCAGCGUCGCUUCCUGAGCAGACCAGCUACUCCUGUCUCGGGGCUUCCUCGUGGGCUGAUGGGGAUUCUGACGCCAGUGCGCUUGCUCCGUGGGCUGCCUUCUCUCCCUGAUCCAGCUUCUCACUCGCUGUCCCCUGACUGUUUUUCUCUUCCUUUUAUGCUGAUGGUUCCCAGACGCUGGUCCCCUGGACGGCUCAGCACCAGCACCACACAGGCCGUGUCCACUCACCAAAACCCUCCCCAAAUGUCCAUCCCCAGCCCCUCAGAGUCAGUCCUCCACCUGAUCCCCCGGAGAUGGUCUCCUGCCUGCCCGCCACCCUCACGUGUCCUACCUGGCCUUCCAGGUGGGCUGAGUUCCCACGGGAGAGUGGCCAGAUGCCCACCUCCAGGGAUGCUGUCCACGUGUCCCAGGGUUGCAGCCUGGGCCUCCCGCAGAGAGCGGCAUGGGUCCAUGGUGUCACCGUGUCUGCAAGCCUUUCCCGCGGGUCCUGGGCAGCAGAUGGCAGCCACACGAUGCCUAUGACGAGCGCUCCACUGGCUGGGGGCCGGGCACUGGGCACAUGGCUGCUGCCCGCCUGCCCACCCUCGGGAGGCCGCAUCGCUCCUGCCUGACGCAGGCCGGGCCCUGUCCACAGCAUCCGCCCCUCCCUGCAGCCUGUGUCCUGCCAACCACCUGCUCCUGGAGGGAAGACCCUGCCUCUGUCAGAUGCAUCCCUGCGUCCCCCCGGGCAGCAGCCACAGCCAAGGGGGCAAAGGUCCUUGUUCUCAGAGGAGGUCCCAAGUGGGCUCUGACCCUUGGGUGGGGGUGGGGGCAGGAGGAGGGGGCCAGCUGAGCACCGUUCCGCCGGCAGGAGUCGCGGUGAAGCUGGGGCUGGCUCUGAGGGGCCGUGGUGUGACAUCGACAGUCACGGUUGAGAAGUGGCCAGAGGCUCCCGAUGCCUGGGGGUCUGUGCCAGGCUCCCCAGACUCAACAUCCUCUGCCGGCCCAGUACGUCCCUCCGACGGAAUUGCUGGGGAAAGGAAGGAGGUGAAGGUUAGCUAGAUCUGGUCCCCACACGAGGCAGCAAGCUCUCCGAGCUGUUCAGAGUGAGGCCGCAAGGGAGCGGCUGAUGCUGCCGUGGGGGCCUGGCGGAGGCCCCGGGCUCGAUGCCGGACACGCCCAGACUGGAGCCUGGCUCCGUCUAUCAGUCACGGGCUGGCCCUUCGCCCCGAGCUUUCUCCUGGGAGGCGUGUGGAGAGGAGCACCCCUCCCGGUUAGGGUGCCGUGCUGAGCACGUGCGAGGCGCGCCAGCCCCUCCUGACCGGGGCGACGGUCUGGCAGUCCUGCCGGCCUUCCGCGAGGCCUGGAGGAAGGAUGCUGUGGAGACUCGGAGGCAGUCACGCCCCGCGCGUGUGGAGAAGGCCCCCGCCCCCACCCCGAGCCUCUGCAGACGUUUCUGUGCAUAAGGGGGACAGGACACAGCUGCCGCCUCUUAAGUCCUCAUCCUGCUGCUGAGCUAAGAAUAGCCCUGCCCGGCCCGGGCGGUGCCCUCGGGACGAUCUGCCAACAGAGCCGGAGCCGACUGCGAGCAGGCCUCGCCUGUGCUGGCCCUCAACGUGGGACGCGGGGUGGAGGGGGUCGGGGGACCCUUUCCCAGGGAUUCCGUGGGGAAUCUGCUCCUGUGAAUAAACAUUGGGUUUCUA